AUCGAACACACCAUGUGUGAAACCUGGCUUCCCUGAACUCAUCAGGCUCAAGAGCCAGCAGGGAGAAGACACAUGGAGAAAGAUACAUCACGGGUGUUGCAGCUGCUCCAGCCCCGGCCAUUUGAGUCCCCCCAACCCUGUCGCCAGACACAUACAGGUUUCCAGGCCAUUUUGUGCUGGCUGCCAUCUGGAUGUCCUAGGCCGAGAUGGAUUGCAAGCGUGAUUCAGUUUUUCUGUUUAUUAAACAUUUACUGUCUUCUUUAUUGGAAUUUUUCUUGAAUAUGAGUUUCAUCCUAUAAAACUUGCUUAGCGUUUAAUUAUCAUAACAUUUCAAAGUGUCUUAUUGUGACUCUCCCGUGGGAGGAAUACCAUCCUGAUUUCGGCACACUGAGGGACACUUCAUGAAUCAGAGUUGAGGCCACUCAAGCCUGACUGCUGUCCAGAUGAGUCAUAAUGCAAACUGUGCACCCUCAUUUGGCUCUGACUCUGGCCUGGGUUAGUGGGCAGCAGCCUCAGAGUCCCUGCUGAAUGGACAGGGAGAACACAGCCUCUGGAGGGAAGAGGAAGAACUGUGCAGAUCACCUGCCCCCACUGGCGUGCACUGAAGACAGAGUCUUUUUCAGACAACAUCAGAAGCUUCUCCAAGAACGCUCCUCCCAUUAUGAAGCUGCUCUUUCUUCUCUUUCUCCUACUAGUAUGUCUAACCCAGACAGCAUCAGGACAUCAAAGGCAAAGGAAAUUCCUUGCCUGUGAAAACAUGGGUGGUGCCUGCAAGCACCAGAAAACACACGGGUGCUCCAUCCUGCCCGCACAGUGCAAGAGUCGGAAGAAACACUGCUGCCGAUUGUAAGUGCACAGCCCGCGAGCGCCCGAGAA
Molecule: messenger RNA, 876 nt
Organism: Ochotona princeps (American pika)
Lineage: Eukaryota; Metazoa; Chordata; Mammalia; Lagomorpha; Ochotonidae
Product: beta-defensin 33-like
Exons: 4
Coding region: 662-850 (62 amino acids)
Biological process (GO): cell chemotaxis; defense response to bacterium
Cellular component (GO): extracellular region
Molecular function (GO): chemoattractant activity; CCR6 chemokine receptor binding
Source: RefSeq, a predicted model, not a curated record